This is a messenger RNA of Vanessa atalanta (red admiral), 1314 nucleotides long. It is a transcript of the gene Cluap1, whose product is annotated as clusterin-associated protein 1. The transcript is spliced from 10 exons. The coding region runs from base 1 to 1314 and encodes 437 amino acids. The record is from RefSeq and is a predicted model, not a curated record. Gene Ontology annotation, cellular component: cilium; centrosome; intraciliary transport particle B. Gene Ontology annotation, biological process: cilium assembly. NCBI's taxonomy places the organism in Eukaryota, Metazoa, Arthropoda, Insecta, Lepidoptera, Nymphalidae.
AUGCGAGCGCUAGGCUUUCCUCGUCAAAUAUCUUUGGAAAGUUUCCGUAACCCUAAUUGGGAGCUGGUAGAGUCCUGUUUGAGAUGGCUUGCUGCGAGAAUCGAACCAGAUGCAACAUUGGCUGGUGGGAAGGAUUCAGUUGAACUACGGGUCGCUAUGGUCACACACGCUACUGAACUGUUUCACUCAAGAGCAAAUCUUAAGCUCAACGGUAAAAAGAUUUAUGGGGCAGAUGGAUGGGCUGUGCGCGAACUUCUUAAAGUAGCAAAUCUUCUACGUUCGGCUCUAGAUACGCCAAACCAAGACGAUCAACACAGUGACUCAAAUCCAUUAGUGUAUGAUAUUAGUACCAGAGUCGGAGAAGUGAAGCAAGCUCGAGGAUUGGCUACGGAUAUCACAGCUCAAGGAGCUUUUCUCUACGAUCUAUUGGCUAAGGAACCAGAAAAUAAGGAGCAACGCGACAAAGCACUAUCCCGUCCUUUGGACAUGUCCUCAUUGGAAGCAGCUCUUAAUCGUGCGGUGGAGUCAGUGGCCGGUCAGGUGGCCGCCGUCCGCGAGCAGAUAGACAACGUGGCGUCCAGCGAGGCAGCGCUCGACGCCAAACUGGAGCGCCGCCGGGCGGAGCUACAGCGGGCGGAGAAGAGGUUGCAUACCGUGCAAAAAAUCAAACCUGCAUAUCAAAGCGAGCUAACAGCCCUGGAAGGGGAAAUAGAACAGCUGUGGGAGCAGUACGUGGUGCGAUACCGCUGCGUGGAGGCGCUAAAACAUCAGCUCAGUUUGUUAGAGACUGCUCAGGCUGAGGCAGCGGAAGAACAACAAGCGGCGAUAAUGCAAUUAAUUCAUAAAUAUGAAGCCGAAGACGUUCUCGGGAAACUCAGCGACUCUGAUGAUAUGGAUUCCAGUGAUGAAAGCAAGGAGCCUGCAAAGCAGCCGCGCCCAGCUACCAGACCUCGGACUAGGCUCCGAAUCAAGACCGCUGGAACUGGUCCCGACGCAAGACACGCGUUUGGGAGCAUGCAAGCUCGGGAGUCCCUCGAGGAAUUGGACCGAUCCAGCUCCGACACUGAUCUGUCUGAUGCGCAGAUUUACGGCGAGUCCGGCGGGCGCUGGUCGCGGCCGCGCCCCGCCGCGCGCCCCGCCACGCGCCCCGCCACGCGCACGCUGGCCGGCGUCGACGACUACGCCGACCUCGUGCACAGAGAAGAAGACGGGGAAGGUUCAGAGGGUUCCCUGGGCAGCUCCUCUGAAAGUGAACUGAGGCUGACGAGCGCUCACCCAGGCAGGACGUCGGCGCUCAGCGAUAACGAGUUUUAA